Molecule: messenger RNA, 1197 nt
Organism: Opisthocomus hoazin
Lineage: Eukaryota; Metazoa; Chordata; Aves; Opisthocomiformes; Opisthocomidae
Source: RefSeq, a predicted model, not a curated record
GGAUUGUCCCCUUCUGUAGCCAAGAUGUGGCUGUCCGUGUCCGUCCUCUGUGUCCUGGUGGCCUUCGCCAGUGCUCGCAGCGUCCCUUACUACGCUCCCCUCUCCAGCGACCUGGUCAACCACAUCAACAAGCUCAACACCACCUGGAAGGCAGGGCACAACUUCUACAAUGCUGACAUGAGUUAUGUGAAGAAGCUCUGCGGCACCUUCCUGGGUGGGCCCAAGCUCCCCGAGAGGGUGGACUUUGCUGCAGACAUGGAGCUGCCCGAUAACUUUGACUCACGGACGCAGUGGCCGAACUGUCCCACCAUCAGUGAGAUAAGAGACCAGGGCUCCUGUGGCUCUUGCUGGGCUUUCGGUGCCGUAGAAGCAAUUUCGGACAGAAUCUGCAUUCACACGAACGCCAAGGUGAGCGUGGAGGUCUCGGCGGAGGACUUGCUGUCGUGCUGCGGCUUCGGAUGCGGCAUGGGGUGCAACGGUGGUUACCCCUCCGGUGCGUGGAGGUACUGGACAGAGAGGGGCCUCGUGUCCGGGGGUCUCUACGAUUCCCAUGUGGGCUGCCGUCCCUACUCCAUCCCACCCUGCGAGCACCACGUCAACGGCUCCCCCCCCCCGCCCCCGGGUGAAACCCCCAAGUGCAGCCGGCACUGCGAACCCGGCUACUCGCCCUCGUACAAGGAGGACAAGCACUACGGCAUCACAUCCUACGGUGUCCCUCGCAGUGAGAAGGAAAUCAUGGCUGAGAUCUACAAGAACGGCCCGGUGGAAGGAGCCUUUAUUGUCUAUGAGGACUUCCUGAUGUACAAGACUGGGGUCUACCAGCAUGUGUCCGGCGAGCAGGUUGGAGGCCACGCGAUCCGGAUCCUGGGCUGGGGGGUGGACAACGGCACUCCGUACUGGUUGGCUGCCAACUCGUGGAACACCGACUGGGGGGACAACGGCUUCUUCAAAAUCCUCCGAGGAGAGGACCACUGCGGCAUCGAGUCCGAGAUCGUGGCCGGCAUCCCCAGGCCAGAGCAGUACUGGAAGAGGGAGUAACCUUGAUCAAACCACAAAUAAUCCCGAGUCCCUGACGCUUUUAACUGAUAGUGGGUUGGGUGCAGAGCCUCCCCCCGCAAGAGACUAUAGUUCAAGUUACUUUAUUAAAGCUUUUUAUCUUUUUUUUUGGUUGUUUUUUUUAAUUGUGUAGUGGAGCUG